GCGUUCAGUCAGUAGUACAAUCAGAGUCGCCGCGUGUGCAGACUGUCAUGCGUGACGUAUUAGUGUUGUUUUGUUGAUUGCUUGGAAAGAUCAUCAAGCUCUAUGACACCUCGCGGCGGCCGAGUAGAAAGCGAGAAUCGUAAUUUUCGUGUGGCAACGCUGUGAUUUUCGAGAAAACUGUGUUUCGAUUUGGUGCAAAAGUGUACGAACACGAAAAUAGUGUCGAUUCGGCGGUUGGGCGGCCCUUGCAGGGCAUGGCGGCCACCACGUACCUGCCGGUGAGUAGUGCGGUUACAGCAGAUUUGGAGGGCAGCGUCGUAGGAAUGAACAUCGUCGGUGGAUACCAUACAAGUGCGUCGCCCAGAUCGGCGGCGGACGCCAGCGAAAUGAAGUACCUGCCCCAGCAUCACAAUCACCACCACCAUAUGGCUAGUUCGCCGUCGCCUGGUGGCCACGCGGCUAUGUCCCUGUCGGCCGCCAACCCCUGGGUUAGCCUGCAACCCGGCGGCGAUCCCUGGGCCGCCUCAAUGGCGGGUAUGCACGCGCACCAUCACCACCCGCAUCAGGACGUUAAACCUUUGGCUCAACAAGCGGACAUGAUGCACCACCAGAGGCAACAGCAGCAAAGCAUGGGUUCCCCUCACGGUUGGCACGGACCCGUCACGUCUGCACAUUACAACCCCGGCGGUGCGGGUUCUCCAUUGCAUCAGUACCAUUCGGCGGUAAUGAACGGGAUGCUGGCGCACCACCAAGGCGCGCCCCAAUUACACCACCCACUUUCGCAUAGAGAUAUGCAGAGUCCGCACCACCCGCAGCACCCGGAUAGGGAUGUUAGUGGUGGUGAAGAUGAGACUCCGACGAGCGACGACCUGGAGGCGUUCGCCAAACAGUUUAAACAGAGACGGAUAAAAUUGGGGUUUACGCAGGCGGACGUGGGAUUAGCGUUAGGUACAUUAUACGGCAACGUUUUCUCGCAAACAACAAUCUGUAGGUUCGAAGCGUUACAGUUAAGCUUUAAAAACAUGUGCAAGUUAAAACCGCUGCUGCAAAAAUGGCUCGAAGAAGCGGACUCGACGACGGGCUCGCCCACGUCCAUCGAUAAAAUAGCGGCCCAGGGCAGGAAAAGGAAAAAGCGCACGAGUAUAGAAGUUUCAGUGAAGGGGGCCUUAGAGCAACAUUUCCACAAACAACCGAAACCAUCUGCUCAAGAGAUCACGUCGCUAGCGGACAGUUUACAAUUAGAGAAAGAAGUGGUUCGGGUGUGGUUCUGCAAUCGGCGGCAAAAGGAAAAACGAAUGACGCCGCCGAACACGUUAGGAAACGAAAUGAUGGAGGGUAUGCCGCCGGGUCACAUGCACCCCGGCUACGGUCACCACCCGGACAUGCACGGCUCGCCCAUGGGCCAGCAUUCCCACUCGCAUAGUCCCCCGAUGUUAUCCCCCCAGGGCAUGGGCCACCAAUUGACGGCCCACUAGCACGUGGCCCACUGGGCCUCCUCCCUGCUGCACCACAGCGACAACGGCUAGUGAUAUUCCUCCGCGGUCGCGUUUCGGCCUCAUCCGCUACCUCAAAGGACUGUUCGUCAGCCCUCCGGCCGUUGCGGGGGUCCAAGUGGACAUUUUGCGAUUUAAACUGAAGUGCGAGUGAGUAUAGUUAGUACCUUAGACUGUACAUUCUUGUAAAUAAGAGUGAUAGAUGCCGCCCGUCGGCCCUGUAACAUAAUUCCUAGACGAUAUGCAGGGUGAGUUGAAUGGUUCAUUUACGUUUAGCGGGUAGAAUUUGAUGAAUUAUUCGGAAAUGUAUAUACUGGGCGCUGAAUCGAAAUCAUAAGCUCUAAACACUACCGAAUGCGUUGAAGGGAUGAGGGACGAAAUACCCAUUAUUUUUAUACCAUUUCCAUUUGUGUUGGAGUGCGUGGUGAUAGAGAAUAUUUGAGUUAAUAUUUGCAAAUCCAGUGGGGCUUCAGCUUUUAUGUUUUGUCUCCCAAUUUUUCUUCCAAACUCGACUAUUUUUGAAAAUGUUUAAAUUUAAAUAAUUUGAAUUCCGUUUGUUGUAGUGACUGAAUACGUAUUGUCUAUAAUCAUGUUCUUGUCUUUCGAUCGAUUCAUUCUUUUAUCAAAUGGUGCAUUUCACUACGUGAAGAUUAUCUUUUAAAAUUUGAUUGAGACUCUCCCUUUGGUACCCAGUUGGACGAAUAAUUUUUGCAACAAAUAUCGGUCAAAGAUUAAGUUGAAAGCGCCCUCUAGAUAAUCGAUUUUGUAAACAACAAUCCCGUGCGCGUCCGCCAUUUAUAUAAAAAUUACAAAAAAUUAGACACGAACUUACGAAAAUGUGCCACAAAUAAUUAAAAUAAUUAAAUUAUUCAAACGCGAAAUUAAGAAUUUUAUUACUGAUAUGAGAAAUUAUAAUAAAAAGGGACGUAAUUUGGUUUAAUUUUAAUACUUUAGCAUUUUAUAAAUAUUAAUACGUGGAGAUAAAAUACGCUAUACCGACAUUUUCAAAAUUAUUGUAUUACAAAUCGGACGACUGCUGGAAGACCGCUCCAUUAUAUCUGUAAGACAGAAUAUUAUGGCGGUUACUUUAAAUCUUCGUUACGCAAUAAGUAUGGGACAAGAUAUGCAACCUAUUUUCGACGCAAAAUUCCCCAGUAUAUACCGCGCGUUUUCAAAUUCCAUCGUUUAAGCGUAAAUUUACUUUGCGCAGUCGACUCGCCCUGCGUAAAAGAGGAAUCGUCUUCGCAUUCCAAGCGGAUCAAGUCGUGAUUUAUACUUAGAAUUUUAAGACACUGGGACGGUUGACACUGUAUACUGUAAGUUUAUAAUGUAUAGAAUGUCGCAUAUAUUUAAAAAAAAAAACUAUUACAAAAGUUGUUCUUGCGUUGUUAUUAUUUUUGGUUAGAAAUGUCGUACGGUUGAUCCUUGACUUUUUAUUUUUGGAUAAAUUAUACGCACCCACUAAUCGUAUAGUAAGUACUGUACGGUACGACUGAUACGCAGUCAACGUUUAUAGUAGUCAUACUGUCUCACAUUGAAAACCUGUCAAGAUUGACGAUUAUUUCUAGUCAUUUAAUCGAGGUUCUACGUUGCUAUGGGUCGUGGUUCUCCCCUCAGUUCGGCGAGCCAUCUGGCCGGGUUGUUCUUUAAUAAUCCGGGCAAAAAUUAUACACCUGCGGUUUUUAAAGCGACCACCGUGUAACAGACGUACCAUCAGAUUUUGCCCGUCAUCACGAAAAUGCAGGAAAAGAGAAUCACGACCUUAAAUUCUCAAAUUGCAACGAGUGUACACGACAUCCACGCUAAAAUUUCUACUUUCCAAGGCUCACAUUCGUUAUUAUUGGUUGUUUUAUAGGUAAUCUUUCUUCUUGUACUUAUUACGAAAAUUAUAUUGUUGUAUCGAAAAUUAUCUAGGUUUUAUGAUUUCCGCUCGAGGAGCGUUACGGAUUUUUGUUUGCCCACGAAAAACGCCAGAAAGUUUACUAAUUUUUGUUAAUUUAUGUGCAAUGAUUUGUUUUCUUGUAUCAAAUACGUAUCUUUGUUUAACUUAAUGUUAUAAUUUUAGAAGGAUUUGCCGCCGCGUUCGCGAGAAUUUACGUUAAAACCCGUUGCCAUAUGAGAAAAAUCCACAAAUUUCUCUAAAAUUAUAAGAUUUUAAUUGAACAAACUCUUAACUGCAUUCUCGGUCCACGAAUUAAGAAAAAAAGGACAGAAAAACUGACCGGCGACCUCAGUUAGGUAUUUCUGAAGUUGGUAUUCCGCUGUGAGGCCCGUUUAAAAACCUGUUUUUCAAACAGUUGUUUCAAGUUUAAAUUUACUUUAAAAUCCUUUUAGUUAAAUCGAUAGUGAUAUAAUGUUGUUUCUUUUUUAACUUUUAAACCGUGGAAAAUAUAGAAAAAAAUCUAAAGCUAUAAUUUAUUUUUUAUUUUGUGUAAAUGUAUAAAAUAUUGUUAUAUAUUAUAAUAGAAAAGAUACUAUCUUUGUGUAUAUUGUAUUUUUAUGAAUGUCCAAAA
Molecule: messenger RNA, 4006 nt
Organism: Cylas formicarius (sweet potato weevil)
Lineage: Eukaryota; Metazoa; Arthropoda; Insecta; Coleoptera; Brentidae
Gene: vvl
Product: POU domain protein CF1A
Exons: 1
Coding region: 255-1475 (406 amino acids)
Biological process (GO): regulation of transcription by RNA polymerase II
Molecular function (GO): RNA polymerase II cis-regulatory region sequence-specific DNA binding; DNA-binding transcription factor activity, RNA polymerase II-specific
Source: RefSeq, a predicted model, not a curated record